GAUCAGUCUUCUGCCUUCUGCCGACCGCCACUUGUUAAGUACCGAGGACGAUUUGAUGUUGUCGUUGAUUCGCGUCUUCUACAUCCUUCUACGGUUUAGAGGUAGAAUGCGCUGAUUUUGUGACACCAGUUCCAAAAGCCGAUUUUAUUUUAUCCGGCGAUUGUUCGCAGUGGUGAAUUGAUUUGCAUGAAAUUAAUCGAAACCGAUUGAGGAAUGUGUCAGUCAUCGUUGGAUGGGUCAUGCUAACAAGACACUGGACGAUACAAUGCAGGAAGAGCGAUGAUACGUCAAUGAUUGAAUCAGAGCGAAAUGCCGAGUGCAGAGGUCUUCCGAUCCGACUCUAACCGGUCGGACGCCUCUCAAAGACCGAGGGUGUCCUUUAAUCGGGACGUUCACGUUAAAAGAAUCGUGCCCAGGGAGAGUCCAAGGGUGAUAGGCGCGGUUAAUGGAAUCGAUGGAGACAUUGUUCUAACUUCGCCAGUUCGAAAGGAACGCCUCAAACGGUCCAAGAAGGAAAUUGCCGAAGAAGCUGCCAAAGUGCUAAGGGAGGCUGAUAAGAUCGGAUGUAUUGCCAACGAUAGAGGUCCCAUUCCGAAAAAGUUCUACACGCUUCCAAGCAGAAAAAAGGAAAAAUCUGGCCAGAAAGACUAUCCGUCCCACUCCUUGGACAGGCGCGUUCCCAACAGGCGCGACUCGCUUGACCUACGCGGCCCUAAAAAGCCUCCGCGCACUUUUGCCACAGUUUCCAACGGUUCCAGCUGCUCCAAGCCGUCGAUCUUCGACAUCUUCAGCAAAUCGCCCAAGAGCCCCAAACCGAAGAAAUCCAGCCUCCGAAGGAGCGUCAGCGACGCCAGCGCUUUGCGCUCGAAAGCUUUCGGGCCUGAAAGCGAUGCUGAAGAGAUCAGCAAAAGAAUAAACGUUAAGAAACAGUUAUCGCCCAUCAUCGAAGUAACUCAACGGGAAGAUUAUUUUGCGCCGAACGAAGAGAACGAGAAAAACCCGGAGAAUCGCUCAGCAAGUGUAACCGAUCAACUGAAGAACUACAUAGAGGAAGUGGACGCCGCUCUAUACAAAGAAACGGGAAUUCGGAUCGCCAAAACUCCAUCACCGCAAAGGGAGCCUCAGCCCAUUAUAAUCGACGUGGACAAAGCCGAGAACAUUUCAAGCAGCAAACGGCACAAGCUGAACUUCAACUUGGGGAAAAAGCUCAAGUCGAUCACCCAGAAAAAGCCCAAAGCCAAUGAAGUUGAAAGGAAGCAUGCCCGUAAAGACCCAGCAGCUGUUAAGAGUGAGGAACUGAAUUCUUCAGCCGAUAAAAAGCCUACCGGCCUAGUGGCCCCCACUGUUAAGGAUUCGUAUCAGCCAGUCAAUCGGUCUCCAGAUAUGAUUCACAGUAGUCAGAAGCCAGUUGAAAAGCCGCCCCUUACUAAAGGAAAAGCGGUAAACUCGAUGGUAAAACGCUUGAGCAGCGACUCCUGUUCUUCGCCUCCUCCUGCUCGCACUAAUGUACUCAUUAUGCCCAAUAUCGCGGUGCAACAUAACAAUAACCAGCCAUUCUCAUACACGAGAGGCAUAAGUCCAGACAAAUGCCGAUCGAGUGAGGAUUUGCCUCGCGAUUCUCCGCCUAUCACUAAGCCGGUUAUCUAUGCCCAAGUGGUGUGCACAGCCAAUGGGAAACAGAACGAGAAGCUGACAGUGCAUAGAGCGUUCAAUGGACGGAGGCCCGCCCAGUCGGACUCUGAUGAAGGAUUGGGGGGCGAAGACAGUACGGGGUUCAAUCGGAAGUACGACUCCGAGAAGCUGUUCACUCACUUUGGAGAUGAUCAGUUCGAAAGUUACCAAAGCGAAACUGAGAAGCUGCUGGAUGAAAUCGACAAGUACAAGGCGGAAAGCCCCAUUCUGCCCAAGUACCGCAGCCCCGCCCGCUUUUCCAGCUGCAAUGGAAUCAUGGAAAGGGGGCGUGGCGAUGGGAUGGACUCCAAGAGGAGGGAGAGUCUCACUGAAGCCGACCAGAUGCACUCCUCCCCUAGUCGGGUGGAUUUGAGCGCCAGGCGCGACCUUCUGGAAUCCCGGAUCAACCGCAGGAUUAGCGACAAAACCACCCCAUCCCCGGAAUUCCACCCCACCAAACCUCCAAGAACCAAAGUGUACGUUUCGGAAAAGUCCUCCAAGUACUACAGGAACGGCUCCUCUAGUCCAGCGGGGUUUAAGGAGAAAUACAUGUCAGAGACCAAGGCUGACGGCUUUGGCGAAAGACACUUCCAGACUCACACUAAGAAAGUCUUUGGCGAGCCGCACGAACUUUCAGACACCGAACCCAAAAGCCUGGAGUAUCCACUCAGCGACUAUCGCUCCUCCCCGGAAACCCAACGUUUCGAGCCUCCAUUCACCAUCGAGAAUAUCAGCCGCUACGAGCAACCGAAACUGCUCAAAGACAAGAACAUGUAUCGAUCCACUCCCGAGAUCCACAACAGGACUUUGAGUACGGAUCGGAACGGAUCCUAUCACGACUCCUUGCCCAGAGAGGAGGCUCUUGAUAAGGGCAGAUCGCAGAGGUUCAGGUCGGAGACUUUCCUAAAUCGGGAGGAAAGUGACCGGAGGACGGAUCGUUUUGUGGAUUCGGGAAUUGAAAACGACUUUAGACGGGACAGUAGCGAGAACUACAGGCCUGCCAGGCCUUUGAGGACUCAUCCAGAUCUGUACAAUGAGAGUGAAGAUGAAGGUUUUGCCAGCUCUUUGCUGAUAACGAACGAAAGACAUCACACCGAAACCAGCAAUUUGCGAAAAUCGCGGAAAGACUACGAUUCCGAUAUAAAUUCGCGAGACGAAUUUUACCGGCAUAAAAGUAAAUAUAUUCCGCGAGAACGCAGCAUCGACGAUGGAUCUCAUUACGAUCCCCGAAUCGACAAAGACAUCGAACGACCGAAAGUGAUCGAAAAGAAACCACCAAAGCCGGAAAAGAAAAGCGGCCUGGAAAAAGUGAAAUCUCUGUUUACACGGGAAAAGAAAAAGGACAAGAGCAGCACUUUGCAGAAAGCCAAGUCCAAGCCAUUGUACGCCAAACAAGGAGCUGAUAAUGAGCGAAUCAGCACUCAAAAUGGGCCAAGCCCCGAUUAUAGAAACAGGCGACGCCUUUCCACGCCCAGUCCAUCGAGGGACGGCCCGAAGAAACCCGAAUCCACACACAGCAGUUGGUUCAAAUCCCUGGAUCGACUAACGAAAAGAAAGGAAAAGCGAAAUAAGGACGGAAACCUGACCAGCACAGAAGACGAGGGAAACGGACGCCAAACGCGAAUCUCCUCAUCCACCAGCAAUUUGCGCUUCUUCGGAGACACCGACCAGGAGUCCACUGGAGACAGCUUAAGAGGGGCCACUCUGGCUAAGAAAAGGCCGGGUUUGCGCAGCCAAUCCACUAGGGAGUUGCACAAUAUUUCAGAAGAAAGUCGGAAGGGAGCAAAUCUCGGUAGGAAGAGCGACGUUCUGCACAAAUCGCUGACGAACAUAUCGGAAACCGAUAGGGAACUGAAGGGCAGCAGGACGAAUCUGAAACCGCCAAUGUCCCCAACCUCCCGCUACAUGCACGACCGAGAGGACCGCAGAAGACGCAAAAGACCCGACAUGAGUUCCGUGGAAAGUUCAACUGAAGGCGACAGCAGCCAGCAAUCCCAAAGAAGCAUCGUGUAUCUUCAUGCGGCCACAGUGGGCGACAUCCCUGGACCUGAAUAUCUUCGAAACGGGCCACGGGCUGCUUCAAGAGAAGACCUCACUUCGAGCGGCUCCAGCUUCAUUCAGCCGCAAGUGAAGACUCUGAGUCGAUCGUUUUCGGUUUUGGCUCCUUGGAAGCCGCGCCAUCAAAAAGAGGCGCUCGACAUCGACUACACGCAAUAUAACAAAAAUGGGAAAAAGUUCGAGCAAAGGACGGCUCGGAACGUGUCGAAUCGCAACGACAACUCCACCCUUAAGCGGAGAGCGCAAGAAAACCGCAGGAACAAUCAGCAGUCGCUGAACAACAGAAACUCCAGAAGCAAGGAGAACUUGGCAGGGUUUAAGCAGUCCAAAGAUGAGAUUUUGCGAGGUUCCACAUCGACUCUUUACAAGAAAAAGGACAAACUGCCUCGGGAAAACUCCAGAUACAUUAAGGACAAGGACGAGAGAAAAAUGACGAGCAAAAGCCAGUCGGUGGAAUCGAUUGCAAGAAGAUCGCGGGGCGAAGCUCGCGACGUUUCGAGAUCGGUGUCCAUGCCCAGGGACACGGAAAAAACGGCCGGGUGGUUCAAAAAGUCGAAGAAGUCGAGCAAUGCGCAUCGGCUGUGAUUGAUAAUACCGGGGCUUUAUCGCCAUCAAGUGCCAUUGUAUGCGGCUCUCGCGAAUUUACCGCAGUUAAAUUUGCGCGAGAUUGAAAUCUGUUCCACAUGUGCCUUAUAUUGUUAAUGUAAUAUAGUUGCUGAUGUUUUAUUUCCUUUUCGUUACGAUGCACACCUAGUGAAAUGGAAAUAGAACUCUCGCCCCCCACCUACUUACGUCUAAUGUUUCGCGAUCAAAAUAAUCAAAUCAUUAAUUAGUGGUGCUAGAAAUGCGUCAAUCCAACUGACACCAUUGUUAAAAUGUUACCCUAUUUUUAUCCCUAAUUCUAGUUGUUAAAUUACUCUUUGUUUAAAGUGCUAUAUUAAUAAAUCUAAAUAAAAGUUAAUAACUAAUA
Dendroctonus ponderosae (mountain pine beetle) is the source of this 4699-nucleotide messenger RNA. RefSeq lists its product as uncharacterized. The record is from RefSeq and is a predicted model, not a curated record. Lineage: Eukaryota; Metazoa; Arthropoda; Insecta; Coleoptera; Curculionidae. The transcript is spliced from 16 exons. The coding region runs from base 310 to 4314 and encodes 1334 amino acids.